Molecule: messenger RNA, 2660 nt
Organism: Hydractinia symbiolongicarpus
Lineage: Eukaryota; Metazoa; Cnidaria; Hydrozoa; Anthoathecata; Hydractiniidae
Exons: 5
Coding region: 128-2497 (789 amino acids)
Source: RefSeq, a predicted model, not a curated record
CACGCAAAAUAUAAAAUGGUAGAUAAGUGGCUACGUAUGAGAGUUGAAGCCGGAGAUGAAAAUAAGAAUAACAUAUUUAGCUUAAUCCGACGCUCCGAUUAUUAAAAAGCGCAUUUACGUCAAGGCAAUGUCAAACACAGUAUCUAUGGAACAGAAAACAUCGUUUCAAUGUCGCAGUCUUAGAAGAUUUUAUUGUAUAAAUAGAAGAAAAUUUUUUUGCUUUGGCUGUCUUGUUCUCAGUACCCUAUUCAUGGUUCUGCCUGGCAUUUUUUACCUGAAAGAAUCUCUAAAAUUUUCAGCGCUGAAAUAUGAUGAUGCUGAUUUCUUAAUACAACUUAACGUCGAAGAUUUACAGGAUAGCGUUGGUAAAAGGGAAAGGAAUUGCUGGAAAAGGUUAAUUCUUAAAAACAAAACGAGCCCUUUAACAGUAGUGUGUGCGUUUCAACCACUAACCAACAAAAUAUUUAAAAGAAAACGAAAAACAGUUGUACUUGGCAUGGGCGUUCAUUUAGGGCACGAUGCUGAUCAAAAGUUUUCGUGCAGGAAAUCUGGAAUAGAGUAUAUUAGUUGGGAAACCAGGAGUAAAGACGCGCCAGCAAUAACCAAAAAGUUCUCAAUUCAUCCAUAUCACCAAACCCAUCUGAUGAAAGCGCAACAAGCAAUCUGGAAGAGUUUACGCAAUCACCCGCAAUUAGUCAAAGCGGACAUCAUAAUAUGCGGUUUUGACGCAUGGCAUUGUCUCAUGUUUGCACCGUUUAAUAAGAAAAUGAUUAUAAAUCCUGGCUAUAGAUUUGAAGGCCACUUACAAACAGAUGGUGAGCAAGCUAAGCACCUGCAAAGUGUUCUUUAUAAUGCAGUUCGUUACAACCCUGAUGUGAUCAUGGCCGGACAUAUUAUUUAUGAUAUAUUGUACGAGCAGCACUUUCUAGGCUCUCACAAAAUCAUUCCACUCCCUGCAACUGGUUACUAUGUGCGCGGACGACUUAAACUAGAAAUUAAUAAAGGAAUAUGCCCAGAUGUACCUUUAAAUAGUAGUGGCUAUCAUCCAAACAAAAUGGAGGUGUUGAUCAUGCCCAAACGAUUGUCUAAAGGGGGACAUAUUGUUGCUGAAGAAAUCAAAAAAUAUUCAGAAAAUGCGAAAGGAAAAUACAAAGUAGAACUUUUUGAGAACGCAAUAAAAGGGCGAUAUCCCUAUUGCCAAAUAGGAAAAUAUCAGGCUGGUAUUGUGCUUGGCUAUUCUGUCAUGUCAUCCUUCACAAGCGAAGUGGCAAGCUUAGGUAUUCCUUUGUUUGUGCCAACGCCUCGUUUGUAUGCCGAAUGGGAGAGGAAACAUCAUUUAAUAGAAGAAAGAAAAAAUAAUUUAGACCAAAUUAUUCUAAAUGAUAUGGAAAAAAAUCCGCGGGCAAUAAAUAUUGGGUAUAACCCGAAUGACGAUUUCGAUGAAAAAGCAAUCUUAGAAUGGGUGAAAUAUUCGGAUUAUUAUUACUACGACGGGGUCCAGCAGUUUGACAGUUAUGAAGAACUGUUCGAAAAAUUGGAGAAUUCCGAUCUUCAAGCGAUGAGUGCUGCAAUGCUCAAAGAUAGAAAACAAAAUCUAGAUAACAACAUAAGGAAUUUAAAUGCUAUAGAAAAGUAUUUCUUCAAUGGAGAACAGGAAACAAAGAGUUAUAUGCCUAAGACAUUCUCGGAGGGAAUGAAACUUUGGCAAGAAAAACUUAAUCCACCUAAAUUUGUUUUCAACCCUACUCGCACCACUGCGAAAAGAGAAAUCGCGAAAAGAGAAAUCGUGAUAAUCAACUACGAAGAAUAUAUUAAAGUUUUUAAAUCGAAUCCACUAUGUUUACACGCUGUGGAACAGAAAGUUAUAUUAUAUGGUGUUUCUCUUGAGGCUUCGUCUACCCAUGCAAAUUGUACUUUUUUGAGACUGCAAGACCUGCAAUUGGAUUCUAUUGUUGCUGGAAUAAUGAAAAGAUUUCCUUUGUGGACGUCUGAUAGACUUGUGCAAGAUUUGAUAAUUCUGAUUCAUACAAUUCAACUUAAAGCAACAUCUGUAACGAAACUAUCUCAUAACAAACUUGAAUCUUGUAAAGUGACGAAGUUUUCACAGUUAUUGCCAUCAAGCAUCGCCGGAUGGAGUGAAUUAACGUUCAAUACUACAAACUUUUGGUACGCUUGGGUACCCUUUACUGAUUUUACAGUGGUCAAAAUGUGGUUCCAACUUGCGUUAAAGUUUUUGAAGUUUAAACCAAGGCACGUUAACUGUUUUCCACUGUUAUCUUCCACAUUUCAUUUCUCCACUGAAGACAUCGAGGCCUUGAAUGAUUACCUUCAGUUUUGGAAAACAGAUGAACAAAACAAUUUUUUAAAUCUUUUGGAUCAGCUAAAUUUUGAGCUGGCUGUUCGCGGAUAUACGACGAAAUACUACGCUGAGUUACAUCGCACGUGGUUGGAAACUAUAUCAGGCUAUAUCAAUACGACGAGUAUGUUGAUGCAGUGAAUGCCGAACUAGAUUGCCUAAAGGAUAAGCUUGUUCGCAAUCACUAAUGUUUUUUCAAGAGAGUGAAUACUUUUUUUGUAAGAAAAGGAUAAACUCGAAAAUUGAAGCAUGUGGUUAAAAACGCUUUAGUAAAUACUAAAUUUCUUGUUAAUUAGCAUCUGAA